This is a messenger RNA of Daphnia magna, 1306 nucleotides long. Its product is annotated as protein spaetzle. The record is from RefSeq and is a predicted model, not a curated record. Gene Ontology annotation, cellular component: extracellular region. Gene Ontology annotation, molecular function: growth factor activity; Toll binding. Lineage: Eukaryota; Metazoa; Arthropoda; Branchiopoda; Diplostraca; Daphniidae. The transcript has 3 exons. The coding region runs from base 433 to 1050 and encodes 205 amino acids. Gene Ontology annotation, biological process: regulation of Toll signaling pathway; central nervous system formation; innate immune response.
UUCCUUGAUGUAGGAGUGGGACAUCGUUGUCCUUGUUCACGUUCGUAGUACUGUGGGCAGAAUAAGUUAAGUGCUCCUAUUGAAUAGGUUAAAACACUCUGACAUUGUCAAACUGAGGAAGCAACGGAAACAACGAACUCUGAAUUCCCAUUCAAUACGAACCGCAGUGAUCAUUUGGCUACCUCAAGUGGUUACAUCAUCGCUGGCCCUCUGUCGUCCAAAGUUGCAUUUUGAAUAUCUAAAGUUGGUGUGUAACCACUACGUCGGUUUCGUAAUGGAAACUAUCCAAUCAAUUGACAAGGAAAACUAUCUUCAUCUUGCCGCGGUUGUUUGCUAUGAUGAUCAUAUAUAAAGCCAAGUAUGUGUCUCAUUUUAUAAACAGUCUUCUUCUAGUAUCAAUUCAGUUAGUUGCACCUUAUUCUCAACAUCAAUAUGUCGAUUCAACUGGUGAUCUUUGCUACGUUGGCCAUCGGAGUUUUCUCUUCUCCUGAUCCCAACUAUAAACCUGGUCCUCCACAGUACGGCGCUCCACCCAGAUACGAAUACGUCGAGAUUCCACAUUGCGCUAAAAACACAACCAAAUCCUGGUGUCUCGAAGACUCUGAAUAUCCUCGACACGAAGUUCAACAAGCUCUAGAUGAACACUACCAGGCCGUUCUCGCUUUUUGCAAGGACAAAUUGGCCAGCACGGAAAACUCUGUCGACGGACUGGACAAGUUGAACGACGAGAUUUACCUUUGCCCGAGUUCCACUGGCUACAUCCGUCCUCUUCGUGCCAUCAACAUCGAUGGCAAAUGGCGCACAAUCAUCAACAACGUCGAGUCUUAUGGCAUCAAAUACACCCAAACUGCUCGAAUUGAAGAGUGCGAUGUCGUUGUUGGUACCACCUGCCCGUUAGUUGAUUCGUGCUACAAUUCGAAAUGCAUCCAGAAGAACAUCUUCCAUCGCUUUUUGGUUUUCAACCCCUAUGAUGAAAAUUUCCCAUUCGCAAUUGAGAAAUUCAAACUUCCUGGCUCGUGCGGAUGUGUCGUCGGAGCUUUCCAUCUUUGAACAACCACAGAAAGUCUCCUGACGUAAUAUAAGGAAAUUUGGGUGAUGUACUGACUGAAGUAUUCAUCUAAUUAAUAUGUACUAUUUUUGUUACCUGUAUUUGAAUUUUUCAUGACAAAGUAUUACACUUGGGUUCUGAUUUAAAAAAAGCUGUGGUAAGUGAAGUCUGAACUCUGAAGCCUGAAGUGUAUUUAUGUUACUCCAUCAGGAACAUGACAUUUGAAAUAAAAAUUGGCAAUGUCGCGUUUUUCUUGAA